Messenger RNA from Acanthoscelides obtectus, 609 nucleotides. NCBI's taxonomy places the organism in Eukaryota, Metazoa, Arthropoda, Insecta, Coleoptera, Chrysomelidae. The record is from the annotation of a GenBank genome assembly.
UGGGUGUUCGGAUUUAUAUGUCACUUAGUAUAUGUUCUAAGGGUUUUUGGUGAAUGUUUGUCUUUAGUGACAUUAAAGAUUAAUAGUGAUAGUUUGCGACAAUUAUUAUAAACAUUUUUAUGCCGGACAGCCUUCAAGAGCUGUUGUUUUAUGUGAUAUUUGUUUAAAAAUGGUUGAAUCUUGCAGUGCGGUGAAUUGUUGCAAUAGACGCAGAAAAGAUGUGAAAAUGAAGUUUCACAGGAUAGCUACAGAUCCUAACAUGAGGAAGUUGUGGUUACAUGCUAUAAGAAGAGAAAACUUUACUCCCAGUACAAAAACGGUAAUUUGUGAAAAGCACUUCACUCCAGAGGAUUAUGAACCCAUCUCAAGAAAGAACCUAGCCAUCGAAGGGUUUUGAAAAGAAAACAUGAAUACAUAAUUUCUAGAAUGAACUAUGGUAAAACCUAUAUUGUAUUAUACACAAAUAUUUUGUAUACACACACAUAUAUAUAUAAGGGUUUUUUCUUUGUACACUUUAAUCUCUACAAAACUGGACGUGUUCCCACUACAUUUAAAAUAAUAUAAAUUUAAAUGUGCAUAAAUACUAUUUGGAACAUUAUAAAGAUAUAU